This is a messenger RNA of Cutaneotrichosporon oleaginosum, 963 nucleotides long. RefSeq lists its product as uncharacterized. NCBI's taxonomy places the organism in Eukaryota, Fungi, Basidiomycota, Tremellomycetes, Trichosporonales, Trichosporonaceae. The record is from RefSeq and is a predicted model, not a curated record.
CAGGUGGCGCAAGGCGGCUGGUGGAGUAUUAUCUGCGGCGUGACAGACAGGCGCACCGAUGGCUGCGGCACGCCUGGUGCUGAAUAUCUCGCGAAGACGCGCUGGGCAAACGGCACAGCUGAUCACGUCAUCCCAUCACGCGCCACUACGCGUUCAGACGUGUUUUAAUCUGGCGACAUGAGCAGUGCCGAGGCGUCACGACCACGAGCUGGUCAAGACACUGCACGCCGUUUUAGACCGUUUUUGCCUCGCUCUCUUCGCCUUAUGUCUGACGACUUCGACUUCGGCAACGCGGCCCCUCGCGGCGACGACUCCUGAUGUUUCGUACCCUGUGGAAACUCUGUAGAUCGGCAGCGGCAUGUCAGUCCAUGCCGUUGCUUACGCCAGCACAGGCGGAUAGAACAAUGUCGACGCGACCGCGACGCGGCGCGGAUAUGGCAUUCCGUCAACCCAGGAAAGACGAGAUGCCGCGCUCUGUUAAACAUGAGCGGAGGAUGAAGCGAACUCCGUUCUCGUCAGCUUAUGAAGUGUUUCCACUUUUGUGCUGUGCUUCCGUACUUGGCCCUAAGCCGGGGUCGCGUAAAAGACUGACUUGCAGGACUCCAAUGAACACGUCCAGAUCUGCGUACGCCGGGCAGCGCCGGUUGAUGUCCCGCCAUAACCUUGUUACCCUGCAGCGAUCUGUCCUGGUGCUGGUCCUUACCAUUGAGCUGGCCCAGGGUGUCGGAACGCUCCGGCGUCGCGUCGCUCACGUACCUCUCAUGUACCUCAAGUCACGUCCGUGUCCCGAUUCCAACUCCUUAGGGCGAGCGAGGAGGGGGAGGGAGGGAUGAGGAGAACCAAGCUGCGUCGGGGAGCGUGCGCGGUAAUGAGGUGCGAGUUACACCGCGCCAUCUCAUCAUUCGCGCCAUCUGUGCGGGGCGCUCGCCAUCAAUCGACCAUACGAGCCACUGACGCACCAAC